AUGGCCCAGGAACCUUCCUCCGAGGCGACGCUACCUCCGCUCAAUGACAACGCGUCACCUCAAUGCAAAUCUUGCCAGAUGAUUCUCAACACUGCGGUGGACCGAAUGAAAACAAAAGACAAAUGGUGGACAAACUGCUCGGGCUGUCGCAGCAAACGUACCACAAAGGCCCAUAGCAAGAGAGAGACGGGUCCUCACAAGUCUCCAAGGCCACAGAAAAAGCCACGAGCUUUGACAGCGCGAGAAACAGCUGAAAAUCUUCAGCCUACGCACGACUCUGUAUCAAGUCGACGUAAAGGUAACCCACCAAAGUCAUCGAACGAGCUCAAAGGUUGGCGAGAUAUAGUGAGUCUGACAACGAGUACGCCAGCUAAAGCGACAGAUCUCCGACCAGAGAAACCAACAUCAACUAUUGUGCCAGAGGAAAUAGAUUGUUCUAUUUGUGCAGAACCAAUCAUGGCGAAAGACCUUUCCGCACUUUCAGCAUGCACACAUGCGCCAGAGGUCUGUCACGAGUGCUUCCUGGAAUGGCUCAGGCAGCAAAUGGAAUACAAAUCUUGGGAGCGCCUCGAAUGUCCUGUCGCUGGCUGCAACAACACCGUCACGCAUGAUGAUGUCAAGCGGCUUGCUCCAGAUGAUGUCUUCGCCAGGUUUGAUGAGCUCUCCAUAAGAAACAUUCUCAGCAACGAUCCAGACUUCCGAUACUGCCAGGCCGAAGGAUGCAGCUCCGGCCAAGUUCAUGAUACCGGCACUGAGGGGUACAUAUUCCGUUGCGCUGAAUGCAACCAUCGCAUGUGUACUAUAUGCGAAGUGCCGUUCCACACAGAUGAGACCUGCACCCAGUACAAGGAGCGUCUGGAAACGGAAGUAGCAGAACGCGAGGAGGAGCUGCGAGUGAAGCGAGAGCAUGAAGCAGCAAGCUCCGCCGAGGUGAACAAGAUAUCCAAGGAAUGUCCUGGAUGUGGAGCCAAUAUACAGAAGACAUCGGGCUGCGACCAUAUGACAUGCUAUCGAUCACCGUGUCGCUUUGAGUUCUGCUACAUAUGUUUGGCACCAUACCGAGGCACACAAGGCAUUAGAACGAUCGGCAAUACUGCUCACACACCAGCAUGUAAGUAUCACACCACGAGGCUGGUAGGCUAG
Molecule: messenger RNA, 1143 nt
Organism: Boeremia exigua
Lineage: Eukaryota; Fungi; Ascomycota; Dothideomycetes; Pleosporales; Didymellaceae
Exons: 3
Coding region: 1-1143 (380 amino acids)
Biological process (GO): protein polyubiquitination; positive regulation of proteasomal ubiquitin-dependent protein catabolic process; ubiquitin-dependent protein catabolic process
Cellular component (GO): cytoplasm; ubiquitin ligase complex
Molecular function (GO): ubiquitin conjugating enzyme binding; ubiquitin protein ligase activity; zinc ion binding
Source: RefSeq, a predicted model, not a curated record